Molecule: messenger RNA, 1026 nt
Organism: Spodoptera littoralis (African cotton leafworm)
Lineage: Eukaryota; Metazoa; Arthropoda; Insecta; Lepidoptera; Noctuidae
Source: the annotation of a GenBank genome assembly
AUGGUACGGACGCACACGGUGCUGCUGCUGGCGGUAGCACUGUGCGGCGCCGCCACCACGCUCGACUCCGAACUCGGGCUAGGCAAGGCGAUCAACAUAUUUAUGAGAUAUGGCUACCUCAGCAUCUGCAUGCGGGUGGUCCCUCGCAACGACACGGAAGGCUGGGUGUUCAGGGAGCCCACAGUCUCCGUGUUCAGGGAGGUGGAACAGUACUCCAUCGCGCCAACUCCUCGUCACGCGAAGACACUCUUCGACGGAGACUUCCACAUGGAGUUCUGCGAUAACCUGAAGCAGUUGCUGCAGGCUUACUUUAGGGAUUUUAGCUUUGAAAGACUAGAGCGUCCAUGGCGUGCAUUCACUGCUGGCUGGCCGACGGACAUCAUGGCCAGAAACCUAGGCAUCAACUCUUCCUUCAUCAAUGGAGAUCACUGCUACGUUCUUGUUAGAGUUUCCAGGUUUCGUGAAACAGCCAAAUUGAGUGAUUUGCCAGGGAAUAUAGCCGUGGAGGAUGUAGUCUAUGACGCGAUACAGGAGGCCAACAUAGGCGACACAGCAUCCAUCGCUGAUUUUAUUAGAAAGUACGGUUCCCACUACAUUGCGUCGUAUAUCACUGGCAACUCGUUAUAUCAGGUAUUUGUGUUUUCCCGUGGCGUGUACACCAGGAUUAAAGAACGCGUCAAGUCCCGAGGUAUCUCUGACAUACCGAUCUCUGAGAUGAACAACUUCUUCUCUCCACUCUUCGCCGAACAUGUUGGCGCUGUCAAGGUGGCUAGUGGCAAUAAAACUGUAGAAAACUGGGCGAUGAAGCGCCUAAGGGUUCACUACUAUAUUUUCUCAUACCCCAGCUUACUAAAGCUGCAUGGAGAACCUUCAUUACUUAGGAGUCUGGACACCUUACUAGGAAACGAAGCCUUAUUGCAGUUAGAAUUAAAGACAUUAUCCCCUGCAUUUAAGGACGUGAAGAAGAAGAAAUGGUUUGAAGAAGUCAUAGACAAUUAUUUAAAACUUUGGGAAAGUAAUAUGUGA